This is a messenger RNA of Chiloscyllium plagiosum (whitespotted bambooshark), 4970 nucleotides long. Lineage: Eukaryota; Metazoa; Chordata; Chondrichthyes; Orectolobiformes; Hemiscylliidae. The record is from RefSeq and is a predicted model, not a curated record.
GACACCCGCGCCCCUGACCAAUGGGCGGCGCGGAUGGUGGCGGGUGGAGGGCCAAUGGGAGAGGCGGAUGGAGUAGUGGAAGGGGCCGGCUCCUGGAUGUUAUUGAAGGAGGGGAAUGAAGCCAGGAGCCCGGAGCCGGGCCUGAGGAGUCAGGGUGUAACCCCGCGCAACGGAGGACACACGCUGCCGGCAGUACAGGUAGAUUCCGGGGGACGGGCCGAGGGAAGGCGUGGGCUAAGAGACUUCGGAAAGAAGGUUCGGGCCUAGAGCUGGAGGUGAAUAAGAGAGAACAGUAAGAAAAUGCUAAAUUCUGACAUAGAGGUGGUGGAGGAUUGGCUCUCCCAGUUCAAGACAUUGCCUGAAUCUCAGAUAUCCUCUUAUGCAGCAACCCUUCAGCAGAAGACCGAUAUUGUGCCGGCUCUCUACAAGGUCAUCCAGGAUCCUAACAAUGAGUUACUGGAGCCUGUCUGUCACCAGCUGUUUGAGUUGUAUCGAAGCUCAGAGGUCAGGUUGAAGAGAUUCACGCUGCAGUUUCUGCCUGAAUUGAUCUGGGGAUAUCUGUGCAUCACGGCAAGCAGAGAGAGACAGAGCAAUGGCUGCAUUGAAGCUCUGCUUCUGGGGAUCUACAAUCUGGAGAUAGUCGAUAGAGAUGGAAACAACAGAGUGUUGUCGUUCACAAUCCCAUCACUCUCCAAGCCAUCAGUUUAUCAUGAGCCGUCGAGUAUUGGUUCCAUGGCCCUGACAGAAGGCGCACUGAGCCAGCACGAUCUAAUCCGGGUGGUGUACAGCGACCUUCACCCUCAGCGGGAGAACUUCACAGCUCAGAACAGGUUUGAAGUGCUGAGUUUCCUCAUGUUGUGCUACAACUCUGCGGUUGUCUCCAUGCCCAACUCCUCCUACCGCUCCCUGUGUAAUGUGUGUUCGAGAUUGUGUAUUACUGGGUUCCCACGACAACGGCAGAAGGUGUGGAGUGAGACAUGUGGCCGGGUCAUGCUGGACCCAGAGUUUAUGGUGCAGCUGUUGACAGGGGUCUAUCAUACAAUCUACAACGGAGAGUGGGAACUGGGCCAAGAAGCACUAGAGGACCUCCUAUAUCGUGCACAGUUAGAGCUGUAUUCUCAGCCACUGCUGGUUGCUAAUGCGAUGAAAAGCUCAUUGCCCUUUGAUGCUCCUGACGUUUCCAAGGUGGGUAGGAAGUGUCUGCAGGUGGAGGUGACACCAACAGUACCCAGGAUAUCUCGCACUGCCAUCACCACAGCCUCUAUACGAAGGCAUCGCUGGAAGAGAGAGGUUCCAGACUCAUUGGCCAUUCAGUCCUCCCCCAGGAUGGGAUCAGCCCACACAGUGAGUAUUGAUGAAAAAUUCAGCUGGGUGUUUCAGAGCCUGGACUCUCUGAGCGAAUGAUAGCCACACCAGCCUGCAGGAGUCACUGGGCCAUGAUCAGGAGCUGCAACCCCAGCUGAUUCUGUCGCUCUCUCUCGAACACCCACUGAGGCCAUGGUUGAGCUCCUGAAAUCAGCAGGAGCUGAAUGUUAAACCUUUAUUGUGCAUUGUGGGUUCAAACUCAAUAAUUUAGAUGUAGGUGACAGCGAUCAAGCGAGAUGAAGAAAUGUUGGUUGUGGGGAGCCGUGUGACAACCAGUGAUUGGGAGAAGGGUGAGUGUUGGGACAGUAUAGCGUGGGGGUGAGUGAUUGGAGAGUGCAUCAUGGGGUCUAUGGUGGGACGGGUACUCUGGUGUCAACCUGACCACUUCCCCCUUUGCUGCUCUGACUGAAACUGCAGCGCACAUCUGAGAAUUUCUUUGCUACAGAUGCUUUGGGUGGAAUAUAAUUAAUUUUAAAACCUUGGUUUUAUGAGAGUUAAUGACUUUUCUCCUUAUUUAAUAAGAGUGGUAACAGGUUUAGAGGUAAAUGUUACAUUUCCGUUCUCUGUCAGGAUAUGGAACAAGGAGUGUUUGCAAAAGCUCUCAGCCUACCAUACUUUGAAUCAGUAUUCUGCUGUUGCUGAACAUGGAGGCUGCAGUUUCCUUAAUUUGAUUUGGAAUGCCUUGCUGCAUGCCUAUAUGUGUGUACUUCUCUUUGCUAUGCUAUGUACUGCUUUUAGACUGAAUGCAUGGACAGAGUAUAGAACCACUGAGAGGGAUUGCUUUAUUCUGGCUGUGUGCUUUGCUCCAUCUUUUCGAUGUUGCAGUGUGUGUUUAAUGAGAUGUUGAUAUCCUUCUGAAUAUUCAUUGUGUUAUAGACCUCCUAGAGACAGCUAAAGUUUGGUCUAAAGCUAAGUACUUGCAUCAAAUUGAGAUUAUUCUGCACCACCGCAUCAACCUGAGCUAGAGAAGAAAUGUUCUUCUUUUGGACUUGACUGCUAUUACACGGACUAACUUUUUAAUGCAAGCAAAACCUUUCAGAAGUGUUUUAUUUUAAAUCUCCCUCCAAUUUCAAUUGGAAAUAAUUAUUUUCAAUGCAUCCACACCGAAAACGUUGAACCACUGGACUCCAUUUUUACUUCCCUUGGACGUCCAGAAAACAUUUACUUGAUUAUCACAUGAAAGGCUUUAAAUUUACCUUACAAAAUAAGAACAGAUUUGUAUUUAUAUAGCACCUAUCAUAACCUCAGGAGAUCACAAAGCACUUGUUAAAAGUGAUCACUGUUGUAAUAUUGGGAAAUGUGCAGCCAAUAUGCACGCAGCCAACUCCUGCAAAUAGCAAUAUGAUAAUGACAAGGUAAUCUGUUUUAGUGAUGUUGGCUAAGGAGAAGAAAAUUGGCUACGACAUCAACGACAACUUCUCUUUUCCAAAAUAGUGCCAGGAAAUGUUUUUACGCCACUAAGGGGCGAAAGGAGCCUUGCUUUAAAGUCUCAUCUGAUCUGACAAUGCAGCACUCCCUCAUUUCUCCACAGAAGUGUCAGCCUUGUUUGUGGGCUGAAGUGGACUUUGAAUCUGUGGCCUUCUGACUCCAAUGUAUUGUUGCUUCUAGCAUUUAUCCUGUAAUUCAUUCUCAAACUGUGCCCCCGGUCCCCUUUCAGCUUAGUGACCUGGAACGGGUUAUGUCUUGAGUUUCCUUGACCCAUGAGUACAAAACACUCCUCCUCCCUAUGGAAUAACACUUGACAUUUCUGAGCCUGUUCACUUGCCUAUAUCAGCUCUGUCUUAUUUAUCUAUCCGCUUGAGCAUUUAUUCAUUCAUAAAUUAAUCAACUCGACCAUAGGUUUAGAUGUUCUUCAUUCUUACAUGAAAUGUGAGUGUUGCUGUCAAAGCUGGCCUUUAUUAACUAUGCCAUUGAACUGAUGGUUCUCUAGACCAAUUCAGAGGACAGUUAAGAGUCAACCUUGUUUCUGCAUGUUUGGAAUCACAUGUAGGCAUGAACAGACCAGGCUGGCAGAUUUUUGUUCUCUACAGAACAUUAAAAGAUCUUAGGAAAGCCUCACUCGUUGCAUGACUGAAUUGCAAGUGCUUCUGUUGAUGAUUGUUCUUGAUCAGUCACAAUCUAUGACAUCCCAGGGCUAUCUGUGGUGGAGGUUUCCCCAAAUCUGAAUUAACACUGCCCAUUGAACACUUGUCAUCCAGUGUGUAGGGUCUGCCUAUCCCCAAGCAAACAGACCGUUGAGGAGCAAGUUCAACCUCCCCAGUGAGGAGCCCAUUGUAAUCCACAUGUGAUGUUCUCCCUCUUCUAUGUCCCCACUGCUUCACCAUUGACAACUUGAACUGCUUAGGCCUUCCGUUCUGCAAAUCCCUUCCAUAAAUAUUCAGUCCUUCCACCACCAAUGUAGAGUGGAGGUGGUGUGAACCAGACUCGAGCUGCACUGCAGCAUCUUGCUGAGGAUCCUUUGACAGCAACUUCCAAUCUAGUGAGCUCUACCACCAACAAGGGCAGUAGACACAUAGGAAGGUCACCCCUAUAGGUUCUUCUCUAAGCCAUUCACCAUCCUCGUAUUGCUGUUCCUUUUAGUGUCACUGGGUCACAAUCUUGGAAUUUCCCCCCAAACAGCAUUGUAGGUCUAUCUACAGCACAUGGAUCGCAGCAGUUCAUCGAGGCAGCUCAAUAACACCACAACUCGUGAAACAGUUUUUUUUUAAUACCUCGUUCCUCUCCUUUUACCGUGCACUUUAAAACAAACAUUCUCCACCAAUUUGGCUUAAUGUCAAAUUGUGUUUAACACUUUUUUGCCCUUGAGAUAUUUCAUGACAUGAAGGUGCGAUAUAAAUGCAAGUUCUAGAUCUAGUCACUACUUUAAACUUGAUGAUGAAACAAAGAAAUAGGAGGCCGUUCUACCAUUAGUGUCUUUCCCAACAUUCAGUUAUAUCAUAGCUAAUCUGUAUCUAAAGUCAAUUUAUUUGUCUUAAUUCCAUAUCCCUUGACACCCUGAUCUAAUUAAAAAUUUAGCCACCUUGAUUUUAAAAAGUUCAGUUGACCAUCUGAUUUGCCCCAUGUCAGGAGACAGGGAUUCUGUUGUCUGUCAUGAAAUAAUGUUCCCUAAUUUCACUCCUGCCACACCCACCUUUGGACCCCGUCACCUUCCACCAUUGACAACUGGUCCUCUAACAUUAUGCGGUCUGUGUGUGUAUCAGCAAUGAGGUCAUUGUUGUGUCUCUGAGUGUUGGGGUCAUUGUUGUGUGUCUGAGUUUAUUGGGCUCAAUUGUGUGCGUCUGACUGUUGGGGUAAGUGGAGUGUGUGUGUGUCUGUAUAUUGACCUCAGUUCUGUGUGUCUGUGUACUGAGCUCGUGUGUGUGUGUGUGUACUGAGCUCGUGUGUGUGUGUGUGUGUGUGUGUGUGUAUAUUGAGCUCAAUUGUGUGUGUGUCUGUGUGCUGAGCUCAAUUGUGUGUGUGUCUGUCUAUAUGCUGAGCCCAAUUGUGGGUGUGCUGAGCCCAAUUGUGGGUGUGCUGAGCCCAAUUGUGGGUGUGCUGAAGCCAAUUGUGGGUGUGCUGAGCCCAAUUGUGUGUGCGCGCGUGCGCUGAGCCUAAUGUGUGUGUGU